Argentina anserina (silverweed cinquefoil) is the source of this 1627-nucleotide messenger RNA. RefSeq names its product high affinity nitrate transporter 2.7. The coding region runs from base 180 to 1592 and encodes 470 amino acids. The transcript has 2 exons. The record is from RefSeq and is a predicted model, not a curated record. Gene Ontology annotation, cellular component: plasma membrane. Gene Ontology annotation, molecular function: nitrate transmembrane transporter activity. Gene Ontology annotation, biological process: nitrate transmembrane transport; cellular response to nitrate. NCBI's taxonomy places the organism in Eukaryota, Viridiplantae, Streptophyta, Magnoliopsida, Rosales, Rosaceae.
GAACCUUUUACCGACAGAACUCAAAUGUCGACACUGCAACCACCCACUUAUGUGCCCUAUAAAAAUCAACACCAGCGCGGCUUUGAAUUUUGCUUCUACGCUUAUUCUCUUUGCUUCAAUUCCUUCUCCAAUAAUAGUACCACAAUUGCAUCGAAAUUGAACAAUUAAGCACCACAACCAUGGAAGAUGAUCACCACCAUGAACAAGUCCCUCUGAAACAAGCUGCACCUCAUCUCUUUGCUUUACCAGUUGAUGAAGAUGGAAAAGCCACAGAAUUCAGACCAUUCUCAAUGGCAUCACCACACAUGCGAGCCUUCCACCUCGCAUGGUUCUCCUUAUUCGCCUGCUUCUUCUCCACCUUCUCCAUCCCUCCACUCAUCGCCGUCAUCCGCAGCGACCUCCACCUCACCGAAACAGACACCUCACGCGCCGCCAUCGCCGCCUUCGUCGGCUCCAUCUUCUCCCGCAUUGCCAUGGGUCCUGUCUGCGACCACCUUGGCCCACGCGUCGCCUCUGCCUCCCUCUCUCUCCUCACCGCCCCCAUUAUCCUGGCCACCGGCUUUGUCUCCUCCCCAAACGCCUUCAUCGCCGUCCGCUUCCUCGUCGGCUUCUCCCUUGCCAACUUCGUCGCCAACCAGUUCUGGAUGAGCUGCAUGUUCUCUGGCUGCGUCGUCGGCCUCGCUAACGGCGUCUCCGCAGGCUGGGCCAACAUGGGCUCCGGCGCCACCCAGCUCGUCAUGCCACUCAUCUACUCCUUCAUCAUGUCAGCAUUCAACUUGCCAUCCUCCACUGCCUGGCGGCUGGCUUUCAUAGUCCCAGCCGUGCUCCAAGCCAGCACGGCGAUACUAGUCCUGACCUACGGCCAAGACCUACCUUAUGGGAGCUACAAAUGCCGUAGUUCCCAGAAGGUCUCGAAAGACAGCUUUCUCGAGGUGUUCUUCCACGGGAUUAGAAACUACAGAGGUUGGAUUUUGGCCUUGAUCUACGGGUUUUGCUUCGGUGUGGAGCUGACCACUGACAACAUCAUUGCUCAGUACUUCUACGACCGGUUCGGUGUGAACAUUCAGGUGGCCGGAACUAUAGCUUCCAGCUUCGGACUGGCUAACUUCUUUUCGAGGCCAAGCGGGGGCUUGAUUUCCGACUUGUUGGGGAGGAGAUUCGGGAUGAGAGGAAGGCUGUGGGGGUUGUGGGUGACGCAGACGGUGGCGGGUUUGCUGUGCUUGUUACUCGGCCGAGUGGACUCGCUCUGGGGCUCCAUACUUGUCAUGUGUGUGUUCUCUCUCUUUGUUCAGGCUGCCGCGGGUCUCACGUUUGGUGUGGUUCCAUUUGUCUCCAAAAGGUCACUAGGAGUGAUUUCAGGGAUAACAGGCGGAGGAGGAACUAUGGGGGCGGUCAUAACCCAGCUCUUAUUGUUUUCAGGCUCUAAAUACUCGAAGCAAACAAGCAUUUCUCUCAUGGGAAUUAUGAUGAUUGUAUGUACUCUCCCACUUUCACUCAUCUAUUUCCCUGAAUGGGGUGGAAUGCUUUGCGGCCCUGCCCAUAAUUGUGAUCUUGAUAAAGAAGCUGCCGACCAGUAUCGCUUGAUCGAAUAGAUCGAAUUAUAACAAACAACCAGUAUCGCUUGAUC